AUGUCUAAAUGGCAUUCUUUUGAAAAUUACUCCAACAAAAGCUAUCUAUAUGAUAACAAUCUCACUAGUGAGUUGCCGAUUGAAUUAAAUAAUCUAAAAAUGUUGACAAUUCUUUGGCUAAUCAGUAACAACUUCACUGGAAAAUUACCUAAUUUUCGGAGCUGGACAAACCUUACGAGCUUAGAGAUAAAAGGCAAUGGUUUUGAAGGACCCAUACCUCCUAGUAUUUCCAUCUUAAAAAAUUUAAAGGAACUAAUUAUUAGUAACUUGAAUGGAGGUGCUUCAGAGUUCCCACUGCUAAAAGACAUGAGAAACCUUACGUAUUUGACGUUAAGUAGCUGUAACAUAACUGGAAGCAUUCCUAAUUACCUUACAGGCAUUGGAUCAUUGAAGGCUAUAGAUCUGAGCUUUAACAACUUAAAAGGAGAGGUUCCAGAUUUUGAUCGCCUACCAAGUCUAACGAACUUGUUUCUGACUAGUAACUUUCUCAGUGGGCAAAUUCCAAAGUGGAUCCAAAGCAUAAGUGAAGAGCUGUAAGUUCACUUCUAUAUUUCUUAUUAUUUAGCGUCUAUAAGAUUAUCUAUGUGAUUUAAUAGUAGCAUUGUCCAUCAUAAAUGACGAUGUCCUCAAAUUUAUACAGAAAUGGAAUUUUCCCAUUUCUCUCAGGACCUCUAUUGACAUCUUUAUAUCCAGACAUA
Messenger RNA from Olea europaea var. sylvestris, 698 nucleotides. Its product is annotated as probable leucine-rich repeat receptor-like serine/threonine-protein kinase At3g14840. NCBI's taxonomy places the organism in Eukaryota, Viridiplantae, Streptophyta, Magnoliopsida, Lamiales, Oleaceae. Bases 1 to 537 code for a protein of 178 amino acids. The transcript is spliced from 9 exons. Gene Ontology annotation, molecular function: protein binding. The record is from RefSeq and is a predicted model, not a curated record.